AUGGCUUCCGACGCCAAUAAAGAUGGCGUCGGCUCGAUUGCCGGCCCAUCGUCAACUGCAGCAGCACCAACAAGCAUCUCCGCUUCACCAACGCUAUCGUUGCCGCCCACCUCGUUCGCUCUCACCGCCCCGUCCGCUUCAUCUUCCUCCGCCACAAAAGCAACCGCUUCGCAUGCAAGAAUAGCGACCACACCGCCACCACUUGCAGCAUCUGCGCAGCCGGCUGCCGCGCCGUCUUCCUCGUCCUUGCUCCGCACACACCUAUUUGACAUCAAGAGAAACAGCAGUGCGAUGGACGGCACCAGCAAUUCGGCACCCGGAAGUAGUACAAGAAAUAACAUAUCGGCGGCUGCCCGGCUCGCACGGGCCACGGCCCGCAUCAGUAGCGGCAGCGGCAGCGGCAACGGCAACAGCAUCGGAAAUGGCAUCGGCGGCAGUAGCGACAGCCACAUCGACGCAACAACCACCGGCAACCGCAACCGAAGCCACAGCACAGGUGUCUUGGACGCCGACGCAGUCGAUCAUGCGCUUCGUCGCGAACUUGGUCGCCAAAGCUACCACGUACCACCACCACCGCAACGAGAGGGGACACCCGGUGCGAGCCCGCAUAGGAAGCGGCAACGUAUCAACGGCGACCGCUUCAUUCCGACGAGGUCGGGCCAAGAUUUGCAGGCCAGCUUUAGUCUCUUACACGAAGACGGCUCGCCUGCGACGCCUUCAAAGCAGAAGAAGCGCACGCCACACGGCGAUCUUCACUUCCAAAAGACCGAGGAGGCCAACCGCACCUUUUCCACGCUGCUCCGCGCCGAGCUCUUUGAAGACUCAAUACCACAGGUCACACCGCCAUCCAUGUCACCCGAUCACACUCUGCCCAGUUCUUCCAGAGUCACCAAUGCCAUCGACGGCACCCGCUCACAUACCCCGCCACGUGCCACCAAUCCCGCCGCCUCCUCGGCCUCUGCUACCUCCAUGACGCCGUCUACACCACACAAGAACCUCUUCUCGUAUAUGUCGCCCCGCCAGUUCAGCCAUGUUGCCGGCCACCCAACGCCGUCCAGAACACCACAAAGCCGGCACGGUCCGAACCUCGAUACGCGCGCCGAGAUUUACAGCCUGUCUCCGGUCCGUUUCGGCAGCCAGCAGAUCCUCAUGAGCCCUCGCCGCCAACCCAGGGCCGUCAGCAAGGUUCCCUACAAAGUACUCGAUGCGCCAGAGCUGGCCGACGACUUCUACCUCAACCUGGUCGACUGGGGCAGUGCUAACGUCCUGGGCGUCGGCCUGGGAUCGAGCGUUUACCUAUGGAAUGCGCAAACGAGCCGGGUUAACAAGCUGUGCACUCUGCCUGACGACGACACCGUUACCAGCGUGUCCUGGAUCCAGAAGGGCACGCAUCUCGCCAUUGGUACGAGCAAGGGGCUCGUCCAAAUCUGGGAUGCUGAGAAAUCAAGGCGCUUGCGUACGAUGACGGGGCAUACGAUGCGCGUCAGCUCGCUCGCCUGGAACACCCACAUCCUCACAUCCGGUUCCAGAGACCGCCUCAUUUACCACCGUGAUGUUCGGGCACCGGAUCAGUGGCUGCGCAAGCUCGUGGGACACAAGCAGGAGGUCUGCGGUCUGAAAUGGAACUGCGAAGACGGUCAACUGGCCAGCGGUGGCAACGACAACAAGCUGAUGGUAUGGGAUAAGCUCUCCGAGACGCCGCUAUGGAAGUUCUCCGACCACACGGCGGCCGUCAAAGCCAUUGCCUGGUCGCCCCACCAGCGAGGUCUGCUGGCAUCCGGAGGCGGUACGGCCGAUCGCCGGAUCAUCUUCCACGACACGCUGCGCGGCACCGUGAUCAACGAAAUUGACACCGGCAGCCAAGUCUGCAACCUUGCCUGGUCCAAGAACUCCAACGAAAUCGUGUCCACCCACGGCUACUCGCAGAACCAGAUCGUCGUCUGGAAGUACCCGUCCAUGACCCAAGUGGUCAGCUUGACCGGGCACACCUACCGUGUGUUGUACCUGGCUAUGAGCCCGGAUGGCCGUGUUGUGGUCACUGGCGCCGGUGACGAGACCCUCCGCUUCUGGAACGUCUUUGGCCGCAAGCCCGGUGCCCGCGACGAUAGUGACGGCAGUGGUGGCGGGCGUCUCGCGGACUGGGGCGUCAUCCGAUAG
Sporothrix brasiliensis 5110 is the source of this 2157-nucleotide messenger RNA. RefSeq names its product cell division cycle 20-like protein 1, cofactor of APC complex. Gene Ontology annotation, cellular component: anaphase-promoting complex. The record is from RefSeq and is a predicted model, not a curated record. Gene Ontology annotation, molecular function: anaphase-promoting complex binding; protein binding; ubiquitin ligase activator activity. The coding region runs from base 1 to 2157 and encodes 718 amino acids. Gene Ontology annotation, biological process: anaphase-promoting complex-dependent catabolic process; positive regulation of ubiquitin protein ligase activity; positive regulation of anaphase-promoting complex-dependent catabolic process. NCBI's taxonomy places the organism in Eukaryota, Fungi, Ascomycota, Sordariomycetes, Ophiostomatales, Ophiostomataceae. The transcript has 3 exons.